GAACGACUGUAUCUUAACAAAUGACGUCUGCUAAGCGUGGACCGGUAGGAGAAAACCAAAAUUACACUGUGCCUUAUUUUGUUGUAUUGGAGAUUAUCUUUACCAGAAUCAGGUAGCCUGCAGGUAGCUCUAUCGCGAAUCUAGCUUAAUUUUACGGGCGUCUGUUCACUCAUGUGACGCUCUGUAUGUAUUUACACAACUAUCUUUCACAUAAAUACGGACCGCUUGUGAGCAAGCCAUCCAGUAUUUGUACACGCCUAGGACGAUUGUAUACGAAAAUUCCGCAAUUUCCAUUCUCAUCUACAGAUAAUUCUUUGUUCACUGUAUUUACGGCAAACUAUUGUAAACAAGUAGAACUAAAAGAAAUGUGGACAACGGCAGAAUUUUGCGCCCAGUUACCCAAAAUCGAACUUCAUGCUCAUUUGAAUGGAUCUCUCAGUAGCGACACGUUAAAAAGGCUGCACAUUAUGAAAGAGGGAAAGAGCGCGGAUGAUAUAGAUAUACCAGAUAUCACCAAAAUGACAAAUCUGGAAGAGUGUUUCAAAAUUUUCGGUUUGGCGCACUCUCUCACUUCGAGUCCCGAGGCGUUGCGAGUGGCGACGCGAGACGUCGUAAGGGAGUUCGCUGAGGAUGGCGUCGUGCACCUGGAGCUACGCACCACGCCCCGCGCUGUGGAAACCAUCAUGAGCCACGAGCAGUACGUCGAGGCAGUGCUGGAAGAGGCGACGCGGGAGGGCGCUGCGCAGGGCAUCGGUGUGAAGGGUGUUUUUGCAACAACUCUAAGCAAUGAAUAUUAUCUGGCUGCAGAGCAUUUUUCUCUCUCCAGAGAAGAACUUUGGAAGCUCAGCUUUGAAAGUGUGGAAUAUACAUUUGCUUCAGAGGAAGAGAAGCAACAAAUUCGAAAUACAUUUCUUGAAUGGAAGAAAGCAAACCUGGCUCAAUUUGAACUCCAUUAAAUAUUUUAUUUUGGAAAAGGUUGCGAGAGAAAUGAACAUAUAGCAUUAAGUUCAAAAUUACCACAAUUAAUUGAUUCUUGUUAAUUGGAUAAUUUGAUAAAUCUGUAUUUUUUUAAUUUUUAUUUUCACUCAACAAUAAAAAUCAGAAUAUUCAUAAACUUUCUCAAAAUAUAAACAUUUUGCUAAAUACAAGAAUCUUUUCCACUUGAAUAUGUGUAAAAUUGGUGCUCAUAAACAGAAGUGAGUUGUACUGUUCUUAAAUAUUAAACCAUUUUAAUUUUUCAAGUAUUUUUGUGUACACUUACCUACUUCAAAUUUUCACAAGUCCUUCUACUUAGAC
Molecule: messenger RNA, 1296 nt
Organism: Gryllus bimaculatus (two-spotted cricket)
Lineage: Eukaryota; Metazoa; Arthropoda; Insecta; Orthoptera; Gryllidae
Source: the annotation of a GenBank genome assembly